UCCCCCGCGCGGCGCUCAGUGCCAGGCGGGAGGCGGCAGCGGUUGGAGGCUUCGCGGGGCUUUGCAGCGGGGACUUCGGCGGCGCCUCAGGCACCCGGGCUCUGACACAAUGCGGCGAGUGGUGCGGCAGAGCAAGUUCCGGCACGUCUUUGGACAGGCGGUGAAGAAUGACCAGUGCUAUGAUGACAUCCGCGUCUCCCGAGUCACCUGGGACAGUUCCUUUUGUGCCGUCAACCCCAGAUUCGUGGCCAUCAUCAUAGAAGCGAGCGGGGGAGGGGCCUUUCUGGUGCUCCCUCUGCACAAGACGGGACGAAUUGACAAAUCCUACCCUACAGUGUGUGGCCACACAGGACCAGUGCUGGACAUAGACUGGUGUCCACAUAACGAUCAGGUCAUCGCCAGCGGCUCAGAGGACUGCACUGUUAUGGUUUGGCAGAUCCCGGAAAAUGGACUCACCCUUUCCCUGACAGAGCCCGUGGUGAUUCUAGAAGGUCACUCAAAACGAGUCGGCAUCGUGGCCUGGCACCCGACGGCUCGCAAUGUGCUUCUCAGCGCAGGCUGUGAUAAUGCCAUUAUCAUCUGGAACGUGGGGACAGGGGAAGCCCUCAUCAACUUGGACGAUAUGCACUCAGACAUGAUUUACAACGUGAGCUGGAGCCGCAACGGUAGUCUCAUCUGCACAGCAUCCAAAGACAAGAAAGUGAGGGUCAUCGACCCUAGGAAACAGGAGAUCGUGGCGGAGAAGGAGAAAGCGCACGAAGGAGCCAGGCCUAUGCGCGCCAUCUUCCUGGCCGACGGCAACGUCUUCACUACUGGCUUUAGCCGCAUGAGCGAGCGGCAGUUGGCUCUUUGGAACCCAAAAAACAUGCAGGAACCAAUUGCUCUCCAUGAAAUGGACACUAGCAAUGGGGUGCUGCUCCCCUUCUACGACCCGGACACCAGCAUCAUCUACUUAUGUGGAAAGGGUGACAGCAGUAUCCGCUAUUUUGAGAUCACGGAUGAAUCCCCGUAUGUCCACUACCUCAACACAUUCAGCAGCAAGGAGCCUCAGCGAGGGAUGGGCUACAUGCCCAAGCGGGGCCUUGACGUCAACAAGUGUGAGAUUGCCAGAUUCUUCAAGCUUCAUGAGAGAAAGUGCGAGCCCAUUAUCAUGACGGUCCCCAGGAAGUCUGACCUCUUCCAAGACGACUUGUACCCUGACACAGCGGGGCCGGAAGCUGCCCUUGAGGCCGAGGAGUGGUUUGAGGGGAAGAACGCAGAUCCCAUCCUCAUCUCGUUGAAGCACGGGUACAUUCCAGGCAAGAACAGAGAUCUCAAGGUGGUCAAGAAGAACAUUCUGGACAGCAAGCCAGCUGCAAACAAGAAGAGCGAUCUCAUCUGUGCCCCCAAGAAGACCACAGACACGGCCAGUAUGCAAAACGAAGCCAAGCUGGACGAGAUUCUGAAAGAGCUCAAAUCCAUAAAGGACACAGUCUGCAGUCAAGAUGAGCGCAUUUCCAAGUUGGAGCAGCAGCUGGCGAAGAUGGCUGCCUGAGGCCCGCCCACCUCCUCCUCAGCGCACUCCCAGGGAGGGCAGAGAGGGAGGCACUGCCAUUUGGAGACAUUCCAUGUCAGAUCUGUCAGCCAGCGAUAGGCCACAUUCCAGGAAGACCUCGGUUUCUCUCCCAGACUUCCACAAACCCGAAAGCUGAGCUUUCCAUCGGGGAGUGUUGGUGUUUGGCAGGUCUGCUGACCUGCUGGCCUUGACGACAUUUGAAACGCCAGAUAUUCUGAAUUUUAGAGAACAAGCCCCACCUCUGCUCUCUGUCCCUUCCUUUUUAAUGUUGCCAAAACCGAAAGUAGCUUUUUUUCUUUGUAUUUUGCUACUUUGCAGUAUUUGUGUGGUUUUUUUUUCCCCUCUCUCUUCUUUCUUUUCUCUCCUCAGUUUGAAAGGGACAGCACUGUGUAUGUUUAUAAACUAAAUGAAGAUGAGAUGAUUAUUUUGUAUAAACACGAGAACAAUCAGCACAGCUGCCUGCACAGGGCCGGCUCGCUCACAGCACAAACCUGGGCGCUAGUCAAACGACCGUCCAGAAGAAAGACGAGAAACCACGCGGACCCACACUGCCCCCACACACUGCCCCCAUUCCGUUGAGUCUUCGAUCAAAAGUCCCGUCUCUCUCUCUCUCUCUCUCUCUCUCUCUCUCUCUCUCUCUCUCUCUCUCCUAGAAGUUGGGUGGUUGCACAGAGGGAACUCGCUCGGCUCCUUGAUGCUGUGCUUCAGUGAUUAUACUCUAACCUGAACUAGCUCAUGUUUCUGCAGUUUUGUUCUCCGCAGAUGGUUGCGCCCGUCCCUUCCAGCAGUGUGGUUCCAUUCCGGGCUGUUUUAGACAAGGGCACCCAAGGCGAGCGGGUACCUGUGUGUUGAGAGUCCUUGUCUACACAGGCAGCUUGCCUGGCCCUUGGGGAUAGCGUGGGGCUUGAACCCAGGUGCUGUGUGCACAGCCCUGCCCCAGGCCUUCUUUCCCUCGCUCCUGCCUUCCCUCCUUACUUUGCUGCCUCCCGUCUCAGGCACCCAGCCAGCCCUCGAGGGCUCUUGAAUGUGGCAGCGGAGGGAAAGGUCCAGAAUGGAGUGGAAAGGGAAGUUCAGAGAUAGUAGCUGGCCACGCACAGGCCCUCUGCCCCGCCACCCAGAUGAGGCUGCUGCCUGCCAGCACUGGCCGUGUGGAGCAUGGCAGUGCCCUGGGCAUGCCUGCUCCUAGGGCAGCAGCUGGACCUUAGCCCAACCCGAACCUCACAGCCUCACGGUGCAUGUCUGUGGAAGCAGACAGCCUGGGUAGUGUCAGAGGGAUCGCAAAAGGCAAGCCUUGGCAAGUGUUGGUGCUGGUGUGGGCACAGUGCUAGCUGCCAACAAGUGCACAGGUUAUUAGGGCAGAGCAUAGUGUGGCGGCAGCUGAUUAGAGUUUGUGGACUGACUGGGUAGUGUUGUAUGUAAGAGAAGGUUCUCUAAGCCACUGAGAUGGGGGUCACUGGCUCCGCAGCCUCGGGGCUUCUCGGCCUCUGUAGGUUUCCGUGUCUGUCUUGUGUUUUAAUGUUGGAUAAGGAGAUGGAGAGAAAAGGGCUGGUAGGACUCACAUUGUCUGUAUGCGUGCUACGCCGAGGACUGUUUCGAGAUUCACAAGGGUUCUGGGGUCUGUUGAAUUGAUUACGUAAAUAAUUGUAGAGGCUGGUGAUGAAGCCAGAGGGAAUGUGGUUGAGAGAGGGAGUGACUAGUGUGUGCCCGGCUGAGCGGGCACCUGACACGCUGUGGUGGCCUCUUUCCCUGUUCUGUCUUAAAGCCGUGGCACCAGAGGAGGACAGUGAACUGCUCCUACACCCACUCUUAUAGAGUGGCCAUAGUGUUCUGUCAAAACACUCACUUCCGUUUUCAGAGAUAAAAGACAUUGAUUACA
Molecule: messenger RNA, 3431 nt
Organism: Mus pahari (shrew mouse)
Lineage: Eukaryota; Metazoa; Chordata; Mammalia; Rodentia; Muridae
Gene: Coro1c
Product: coronin 1C
Exons: 11
Coding region: 110-1534 (474 amino acids)
Biological process (GO): actin filament organization; neural crest cell migration
Molecular function (GO): actin filament binding
Source: RefSeq, a predicted model, not a curated record